Mycena citricolor is the source of this 2660-nucleotide messenger RNA. Lineage: Eukaryota; Fungi; Basidiomycota; Agaricomycetes; Agaricales; Mycenaceae. The record is from the annotation of a GenBank genome assembly.
AUGACGGGCGCGCGUAGACGAAGGAAGGUGUAUGAUAACGUAAUCACUGACUCUCUCAGUCAACUACCACUCGCGAUGUCUAUGGAAGAAAGCAUCAGCUUGGAGGAGACGAACAAGAUCCGUAUCUCUCUGGGUCUCAAGCCUCUCACCGACGACAGUGCUCCUGCUGACGACAAGGACAAGCAGGCGGAGAAUAAUUAUGCUAAGCAGAGGGAGCAGGAGAACAAGGACCGUGAGGCCAAGUAAUUCAGGCGUAUCACAGACCGUAUUGCCAAAGUCAGAAACCGGCGCGAGCUCAAUGCCUCACUCAAAGGCGCCACUCUUGGCGAUGCGGAUGGCGACGACGAUACACUCAAGUGGAUCAAGAAGAGCAAGAAGCGGGAGAAGGAGCUCGCGAAGAAGAGAUUGGAAGAGCAAGAGAGCAUGGACAAGAUGUUCCAGGAGGAGUAUUCUGAACGUGAUCUGGUCGGUCUGAAGGUCAGCCACGACUUCGAAGAUCUCGACGAGGGAGACGCUCGGAUACUUACCUUGAAAGACAGUCGGAUUCUCGACAACGAAGAGGAUGAACUGCAGAACGUCGAAAUGGCUGAAGCAGAGCGCACGAAGAAGAACAAUGAGUUGAAAAUCAAGAAGAGAGACUACACAGGGUACGAUGACGAAGAGUUUACUCCUGGACAUGAGGGAAUGAAACGCUCUGUCCUUUCCAAGUAUGACGAGGACAUUGAUGGUGUGCAAGAAACCGGCUUUCGGCUCGGGAGCUCCGUGCGAAGCAAAGCAGCUAUCAUCGAAGAGGAAAAGCACACUGCAGCUGCAACAGUCAACAAAUCUCUUCUUUCUAUUGAUUACGCCAAAACUUUUUUGGACUCGGAUUAUCUGAAAGAAGGUGAUGUCGGGUUCAAAAAGCCGAAGACAAAAAAGAAACGGUCAUCGCGACGGGUGCCGGAGGUGGAGGAACCUCCGCCAGAUCAAAUGGAUGUGGAUACGAAGCCUAUCGUACCUCGUGCACGGGAUCUUGACACCAACUUUGUUGACGAUGACGAUCUGCAAGCGGCUUUGGCACGAUCUCGCAAAGCCAAGCUAAGGAAAUCCAACAAGUUGACGCCUGAACAGCUUGCUGACAAGAUCGCACAGCAAUUAGCAGCAGAACAACAGGCCCAAGCUCAAGCCCAGGUGGUUGCUACUGAUGAUGGCUUGACCUUCGACGAUACUUCCGAAUUCAUUCGUGCUGUUGGCAACAACACCGAGAUCAAGGAGGAGCCCAAGGAGUCCAAAAUUCCCCAACCUUCAUCGGCGAGAGAGGUUUCGAUGGCCCCAGGUGACGAAGCCGUUGAGGAAUUAGAAGCCGGUGAAGUGACGAUGAAAGACGAGGAUGACGAAGACGACGAGAUGGCGAUCCUGGAUGCAAUCGAAAACCUGGUGAAGAGUGUAGAGGCUGAGCAAGCUGCCGCGGAUGGCCCUGUUGACGACGGGAUCGGCGGAACCGCAUCUGAACAAACGUUCCGCUCUGGGAUGGCCGGUACACUGAAUAUUCUUCGGCAGCAAGGUGUGCUCUCUGCCCCAAGCGAGGACCAGUCGUCUCGGGAAGUAGUCCAGACGGAUCGUGAUCGCUGGCUGGCUCAACAACGGCGCGCUAUCGAACGAAGAGAAACGGAGAAAUGGCAGUCCCGAGGGGCAGCGAAAGAUCAGGCGUCGCGAGAAACAAUGAAUCGGCAACGAGAACAACAGGAGAUCCGUGAAACAGUCGAGCUGUUCAAGAACUACAAGCCCGACGUCAAUUUGGUCUACUACGAUGAAUUCGGUCGUGCGCUGACUCCGAAAGAAGCCUGGAAGGCUUUGUCGCAUCGAUUCCACGGGAAAGGGUCUGGAAAGAUGAAAACUGAGAAACGGUUGAAGAAGAUCAAAGAAGAGCAGAAACAAGCUGCGAUGGCUAGCGGAGACACGCCAUUGAGCAUGACCAAAGCUUUCCAACUUCGGCAGGAAAAGACGGGUCAGGCUCACAUGGUUUUGUCAGUCGGCAACAGAGGAGCUGUGCCUCAGGCAGCUGAGUUCUUCGACGCGCAGCCGCUAUCGAAAGCAGAGAAGGGCAAGGGAAAGAAGAAAAAAGGCUCCGACACACCUCAGCCGGUCGACACUGGCUUCAUCACCCUUCCUGCACCUCAAGUGCAGUCGUUCCUGGCUUCCAACGACAGUCCCAUCCCGUCAGGUGUCAGCUCUGUAUCAUCUGCUCCCAAGCCCGGCUUUUCUAGGAUCUCGUCGGCCGUGGAUUUACCCGUGUCCAAUGGAACCGAGGUCACUGAACGGUCAAAGGUCACAUUUGGCUUCGGAAUGAAGAGAAAAGCAGGCGAAGAUGCGCCUGGAACUCCCCCGUCCAAACGUCGCUGAUAGAGUACUUGCUUGCAUAUCGUCGUUUGUGUAUGUAUUAUGUAGAAGGGUGCAACUGAAAUGAGCAAUCGUUUGCAUUCGUGGUGCAGAAAUCCUUGAGUAAUAAGACGUUUCCUCAAAGAAUCGGUUUUCUGGUUCAAGUAAGGCACCGAAUGACGUACACUCCAGUGACGAUUGCGAUCAGUUAGAUAGAUUGCAAUGACUUAUAACAGUGUUGUGGGGCAGAUCUAGCAGCAGAUUAUCUCUGCCCUCAGACAACCUACUAAAAAUGGUCUCUG